Molecule: messenger RNA, 1464 nt
Organism: Saprolegnia parasitica CBS 223.65
Lineage: Eukaryota; Oomycota; Saprolegniomycetes; Saprolegniales; Saprolegniaceae
Product: TKL protein kinase
Exons: 11
Coding region: 1-1464 (487 amino acids)
Biological process (GO): protein phosphorylation
Molecular function (GO): protein binding; protein kinase activity; ATP binding
Source: RefSeq, a predicted model, not a curated record
AUGGCGCCACCAACCGGACUCGAGGCCCAGCUCUGGGACGCCAUCCAGCGCGGCAACACGGCCGACGCCAUCGAGCUCCUAGCCCAAGGCGCGGACCCCGAGAGCCGCAACCCCUUGCACGCCUGGACGCCACUGCACGUCGUUGCGAGACAAGGCAACGUCGCGCUCACCGACAUCCUCUUGGCCCUCGGCGCCAACGUGGACGCGCUCGACCAGAAAGCCUACUCGCCGCUGCAAUACGCAGUGUACGUCAAGACGUCAGGUCGCCUCGCGGUGGCGCAUCGCCUCUUGCUCGCCAACGCCUCCAUCGACGUCCCAGGCCAGACUGGCCAGGCGCUAUUGAGUCUGACGAAGCGUGAUCCGGACAAGGCCAUGUUUGAGCUGCUGAGCGCACACAAGGCGAUCCGCGACGCAACGCCAGACGACAAGGUGCGUGCCCAAGCCGCGCUGAAAACGUGGCUGGAAACACACAACAUUCCGACGACACGCAAUGACGACGAUAUGGCCAUGUUACUCCAGCGCGCGGCCGUCUAUGGGUGCGCUCGCGUGGUCGAACGGCUCGUGAACGCAGCCGUCGGCAUGGCGACGUGCGUCUCGGACGGUCUCGACCUCCUCGCAAUCGCCGUACGUGAUGGCCACGACCUACUCGCGCGCGCACUCUACGAACGCAUGUACCCGUCGGUGGCAUCGAUUGCUGCGACGGACGUGCGCUAUGAAGACCACGAUCUUGGUUGCGGAAUCUACUAUUACGUGCGAAAAGGAGUCUACAAGGACGCAAUGGACAUCAAGCUGCAAACGACGAUUCGGUCGCCGUACAUGCCGCCGUUGCUCGCUACCGUCGACGACGACUCCAACAAUCUCAAGAUGGUGACAGAGUUUAUGGACCAAGGCAACCUCUUUGACUACCUUCGCAAGAAGCGACAUGGAGACUUCGUGGCCAUCGAGGUCACGACGGUGCAAGUCGCGUGGGUGAUCGCCAACGCAAUCCAGGACCUCCAUCGCCAAAACAUCGUUCAUCGCGAUGUCAAGAGCUUGAAAGUUCUCCUCUCCUCCAAGCACGGCGUCAAGCUCAGCGGGAUUGCCAGCGCGCGAACGGUCCACGGGCUAAUGACCCAUGACGUCGGCACGCCGAUGUGGACGGCACCUGAAGUCUUUAGUCGCGACUACCAUGUAGACGAAGUGGUGGAUGGAACACCUGCCGACAUUUACUCGUUCGGGGUUGUGCUCACAGAGCUCGACACGGGCGACGAGCCGUACGCCGCCGACUUGCGGACAUCAUCUCACCGUGACAUCAUACCGCGAGUGCUUGCCGGAACCCUCCGCCCAUCCAUGGGCCCCGACUGCGCGCCAUGGCUGCGCGAGCUCGCGGACCGCUGCUUGGCGUUCGACCCAUCGGAGCGCCCAACGGCCGCCGACAUUGUGGCGAUGUUGGCGCCGCACCUGAACGAUCAACCUGCGCCAUAG